AUGUCUGAGAAAAUUUUCAUCGAAAAUGAUGACAAAAAAAACCUCAAGCGCAAAAUGGAGGAUUUAGAGCCAAAGCAUGAGAAGUCAAAGGUAAUUCCACAAACCUCUGAAUCCGAUGUUAAGGAUUUACUUACUCUGAGGCUUGGCAUUCACACCAAGUCCACUAUCAAAUCCUUAGAGAUUGGUGAACAUUCAAGUUCAUAUAAAAACGCUGCCGAUGAACCUUUACCUGAGCAACAAGUGAGGGAAUUCCUUUGUCAUUAUUGUGACAAGAAAUUCUCCACUUCUCAAUCACUUGGAGGACACCAAAACGCUCAUAAGCGUGAGCGUGCCUCCAAAAAAAUGGAAGAAGAAAGGAGAAAGGUGGAGGAAAUGAAUCAAACCCUAAGGUUUAGCUAUAGUAAUCAACUAUACCCUUAUCAAUUUCCAAGCCCUAUUCCCUAUCAAGGGUAUUCAUAUUUACAUAGUGCUAACUUGAACUAUCCAAUUAGCUCCCAUAUUAACAAUAUCAUGCCUUCUUGGGCCAUUGGUUCUCCUUCUAAUGGCUAUGGAGGGUUGCAAAUUCCAAAUUCAUCCCUCACAAUACCACAAUUUGGGAUGACUGACUUUAGGGGUGGAGGUCAACAUGUUGCAUUGCAAAUUCCGCAAAGGUCAAACACUAUGGGUUUGAGACUUUUUGCUCAAGAUAAUCAAACCCCUUCAAUUGCUGAGAGUACAGAAAGAAAUUUCAAUGCUCAGUUUCGUUCUCAAACUCUUCCAUUGUUGUCUCAUACCGAUCCUAUUGGAGGCGACCAAAUUCAAAUAAAUCACAACAUUUCUUCACCACCAACUCAAUCAACCUCAGAGGCACUAAACUUGAAUCUCACCCUAUAA
This is a messenger RNA of Trifolium pratense (red clover), 873 nucleotides long. RefSeq lists its product as uncharacterized. Bases 1 to 873 code for a protein of 290 amino acids. The record is from RefSeq and is a predicted model, not a curated record. Lineage: Eukaryota; Viridiplantae; Streptophyta; Magnoliopsida; Fabales; Fabaceae. Gene Ontology annotation, biological process: negative regulation of abscisic acid-activated signaling pathway. The transcript has 2 exons.